Molecule: messenger RNA, 1136 nt
Organism: Malus domestica (apple)
Lineage: Eukaryota; Viridiplantae; Streptophyta; Magnoliopsida; Rosales; Rosaceae
Source: RefSeq, a predicted model, not a curated record
CGAGGUUCUGGCCCCUACAUUUCAUUGUUAAUUAAGUUUAAACAUAUUAUUAAUGUAGUUUUCAUAUUGUGUAAUACAGGUAUUUUAAUUGAGAAUAUGAGGCGGGAAGGCUUCGAGCUGUCUGUCUCACCACCCAAAGUCAUGUACAAAACAGAGAGUGGUCAUAAACUUGAGCCAAUUGAAGAAGUUACUAUCGAGGUAAAUGAAGAGCAUGUGGGGUUAGUUAUGCAAGCCUUAUCUAAUAGGCGAGCUGAGGUUGUUGAGAUGGGUCCUGUUCCAGGAAGUGCCGACCGGACUAGAUUGUCUUUGACAUGUCCAUCAAGGGGCCUGGUUGGUUACAGAAGCGUAUUUAGCAGUGACACACGUGGAACUGGAUUUAUGCACCGUGCUUUCUUAAAAUAUGAAAAAUAUCGAGGCCCUCUUGGAGAUGUCAGGAAAGGAGUGUUGGUGUCAAUGGGUUAUGGUACAACCACAGCGUAUGCACUAAUGAGUUUAGAACCUCGCGGAACUCUUUUUGUCACUCCUGGGAUGGAGACAUAUGAUGGCAUGAUUGUUGGCGAGCACUCGAGGGACACGGAUCUAGAUGUCAACCCAGUUAGAAAUAAGGAACUUACAAAUGUGCGUGCUGCUAGCAAGGAUGAGAAUGUGAAACUAUCUCCUCCUCGCCUUAUGACUCUUGAAGAAGCAAUAGGGUAUGUAGCCUCUGAUGAACUGAUUGAGGUUACACCAAAGACAAUACGGUUAAGGAAGAAGUAUCUGGAUGUUAACAAGCGUAAAAGCAUGAGUAAAAGGCAAAAGGAAUGAAUCCUGCCAUCUCUGCAGUUUUGUAACGUCGUUAGGUAUAAUACUUGAAUGUAUCAAGAGUAGUAAUUAUACGAUAUAUACUCUCACUUUACAAGUAGACCGCAUUUUUGCUGGAAUUGGAUGCGUCGCGGAAGAUUUAUUGGAUGUCUGGUGUUCUUGAUAUUCUUGAACAAAUAUUGAUGAGCAAAGAAACUUGAUGAUGUAUUUGGUGAGAAGGAAAAAUGGAAGUAGGAUAUUCUUGAUUCUUGCCAUUUUGUGUGUAAACUUAAAUGCACACAAUAAUGAAGCAAGUGUUAGAGUUAAUAAUACGAUACCAGAUUUUGGUUAUAGCA